This is a messenger RNA of Porites lobata, 22355 nucleotides long. The record is from the annotation of a GenBank genome assembly. NCBI's taxonomy places the organism in Eukaryota, Metazoa, Cnidaria, Anthozoa, Scleractinia, Poritidae.
AGUGACGAAACGAAGAAAAUCAGUAGGAGGUACAUGGAGGAAAAGAUGUCAGGUACGUAAUAAUUUAUUGUCCAAUUUAGCGUCCACUUGCCCAUUGUACCCAUAAAAGCUAAUAUCAACGAGUUGUUGUUUUUAGAACGCGUGAUCUGCCAUUUUUGCGAAAUCCCACUGACAGAGGAGCAGACUGCAGUGGAAGCGUUGUGCGGCAAAUGGCAUCCAGACUGUUUUCAGUAAGCUACGCAACUUCUUGCUUUAAGACCCUGCUUACGCGCAGGAAAUUCAUUCUUUGAGCUUGGAUUUUUUGCUGUUUUUGUGGUGUCGUCUGCCCUUUCCUUAACGAAAUCUUUCUGUCUUAGGUGCACGGAGUGCAAAAGAGCUUUGUCAUCCACAUAUUAUGCACGCGGAAAAACACUGUUUUGCAAGAAAGACUACUUGGCGAAAUUUCUAUCGGCCUGUCACGUUUGCGGGCAAAACAUUACUGGACCUGUUAUGGUAUGAAUCUGUUACAUUCUUUGCACGUUUAGUUACUUUCUACGAUUCAAGUUUAACUAUUUAAUUUUAAAGGAAUUACAAUUUUUCGCUCAUUAAUUGUGCUUUUUCUUGCCAUUAUGUGAGCUGUCAUUUUCCAUUCUAUAGAAAUUUUAAAAUAGCGCUUGGAUGGUUAACUGAUUAUACGUAAGGUUAAUGGUUUUUAUAAAGUAUUACCUUUUGUGUAUUGUGAAAAUUACGCCUAUAUCGUGAUAUAAUUUACUAGUUUGGCACUAUCGUAAUAGCUUGAUAACGUGCCAAUACAGGUCCAGAGCGACCAAUUUAUGCGUCGGAAUGUUUUAGGCGAGAGCUAUUUUUGUUCCGCGUUUUUUUCCGACAAAAUUCAAUUACCUAGUUCGUUUGACGUAAAUCAAACAUUAACAUUCAUUAUUAAAAUAGGUUUUUGAGUAACAUUUAUUUUUGUGUUGAUUGUUGAUAUUGUUUUUGUAGAGAAGUUUACUUCAAAUUUGAAUAAGGUUAUUCACAUCAAAAGUGUAUUUGCUCUGAUUAUCAUUAGAGCUCCUUAUUAUUUUGAUUAGCGAGCUUGAGUAUUGACCGUUUCAUUCUUAUGCAAGAUGGUAAGCUUGUAUGCUUUUCUCACGACAGCUAAUGAGGUAAGGUGAUUCUUUCAUCACAACAGGAACACAGACUGUAGGCCGGGGUUCAUUCCAUGAUUUUGUAAAUCCAAUGAACACUACUCGAAUUAAUGCAGCCAUGGUUUGAGAUGUCCAGCCAGCUAACGAUUUUUUCACCUACCUAUGCUUUACAGCGAAUUAACCAGUCCCUGGCCAUACUGUCCUAUAUAAAAAUUUUGAUGGGGCUGUUCAUGUACAUUUGUAAGAUUGGCAUAAUAAUCAGGAUCCAGGAUAGCCUGGGUAGCAGACGCUUGAAAGGGAAGGAAAAGGAAACUAGGGCGCGAGACCACCCAAAUUCCCCCUUCCCCUUCCCCGUUUAACACCUGCCACGUAGGCUAGAUCCAGGACUGCUCUGGCAGAGUCUGGUAGCCCCCGACACCCAACGUUUGCUCUCAGGCGACUAGAAAACUUAGUUUUUUUCAUACAAAUUACAGGUUGGGCACCCUAGAUUUUGCAGGUUCAGAGCAUUGGGCUCCCUUCAAUUUCCCUUAGAGCACAGCCUUGAGGUCACAGAAAAAAACUGGUGUUACUGUGCAUGGGUGGUGCUCUACCUCCUAAGUUGCAGAGAGACUCAAGAAAGCAAGACCGUAAAUAAAAUUAUUUUGUCUUGUUCAUGAUUAUUUUACAUACAAGACAUAGGUCCUUGAUACUGUUAGGAUCGGCUACUUUAAGAACAUAUUGUUUACUUGGUGACGAAAAACAUUAUUAUUAUUAUUAUUAUUAUUAUUAUUAUUAUUAUUAUUACUAUUAUUAUUGUUACAUGUAUAUGUUACAGGUCAAAUUUGAUUUCAGGUUAAUUUUGAUUUAUUAUUAUUAUUAUUAUUAUUAUUAUUACUACUACUACUACUAUUAUUAUUAUUACAUGUAUAUGUUACAGGUCAAAUUUGAUUUCAGGUUAAUUUUGAUUUAGCCUAGGUUAAAUUUUUUAACCUACAACCCCGUUCAAAAAAACUUGGAACAUUUACGAUCUUUUGGGCAUGCACAGUGCAGUCCCCUUGCCCCUGUGCAGUGUUUUUCAAAAGUGCAGUUUGGGAAAGCUUGAGCGAUUUUCAACUUUGUGAAGGGGCAGGCAGAGGCAAUGGAUGGACCAAGUGUUUCUACUAUUUUGUCUGGGAUUGUAGGUCAAUUCUUAAUUUCCUCUAUCUCCUAGACCUAAUUAUUCAUGAAUUAGGAAGGAAAUUUGAGAGUCAACCUAGGUUAAAAAAAUUUAACCUGAAUUUAAUUUUGACCUGUAAUAUAUAUAACAUGGGAUAAAAGAUGCAUCACCCAGUACAGUGGAAUAUUCUUGAUACAACCUUUUUUAGCCAUUAGAUUUAAUAAUGAGGUGCUUACAUUAAUUUUUUAAGUCUAAGCCAAGCUAAUGUGGUCAUAAUAACAAUCUGGUCAUAAAGAAGAUGUGAUCAUGGUUGGGUCUUCUUUAAGUUUAGUUAACAACUGUCUCACUUUGUGAAGGUGGGUGCCUGGGAUGUCCAGGGGCUAGGUUCCACUUUUGGCACAGCCAACCCCGAACCUUCUAGCCGUGAGCCCCCAUGCCAAUGGAACCAGGCACCUGUCAUACUGAUUAUUGGUUGAAAAAUAAAAGGGGGAAGAUUGGGGGUAAAUGCACAGUUCAAAGGCUAAAUGACAAGUGGCCGCCAGGAGCAUGAUGGAGCAUGAUGACACAUGACAGAGCACAUGGAGUUGAUGCAAGCAAGGCUGACUGCGCUUGAGCCACCAACCUGACUACUGAACACAUCAAGAGACAAUGCUCUAUAUAUGUUGUUGACUGCAUUAAUAUCAAUUAACAGUUACUUUAUACUCAAUUAACAUUUUAUUUUUGUCAACCACACUGAAUCAAAAAUGAUGAGAGGAAAUGAAACAAGACUUGUGUCCAAGUCGACGUCAACCCCUUUAACUCACCCAGCCCUUGAAUAAUAAUAAUAUUAUUCAUUAAAUUAUUUAUUGUCCACCUUAUCAAGGGUUACCGCAUCUCUCUCAUUCUCUUCCUUACCUAAAAUUUACCAUCUUUUAAAACAAUGAUUGAAUCCUUAUAUAAAAUUUUAAAGCUUGUACUGGGUAACUCAUUGAACAUUUUUUUUCCAGGUUGUAGCUGAUCUUAAAUUUCACACUGAAUGUUUUUCCUGUGGAAGCUGUGAACAGUUUCUUGGCGAGGAAGACAACUAUGUUCUCCUGGAGAGACACAGACUUGUCUGGUAUGUAAAAAUUGCUUGUAUAUUAUAAUUGUCUGAUUUGGUAGGCUGUACAGGCAUGUACAGUUGUAGAUGAAACUCAGUUACCUGGUGAUUUUGUAGUCCCAGUAGUGUGCAUGCUCCAGUAGCUCCUAGUGGUCCCUGGUACCUUAAUUUAGGAAAAAAAAUUUUUGUUUCAUCUGCUGGGCAACCUGGACUUCACAGACUCAGAGCAUCAGGUUACUUUCAAUUUUUCUUGGAGUACAGCCUUGAUGCUAGUGAAAGUGAAUCCCCAAAAAUGGCGGCAUCCUCCAUUUUUACUGUUAAUACAUGUCCAAAUAAUUAUGCACGUACACAGUGUUUUGAAUAGUCAUUUUUGACUAAUACAGCUGUAAUCAUGACAAUAUAUCCUUCACUCUUAACUAACAUCAAGAUAUCAUAAAUGACCCUUUCAAUUUUAUAUAAUAUUAUUAUAUUUAGCAAAUAGUGGCAAGCUAGCUCAGGAUGAAGAGCACCAGAUUGCCUAUAUUAAGGGUUUCAACAUUCAAAUCCCAACAUGAGACAAACUAUCAGAGGGUGUUCAAACAACUUGUAAUUUUAUCAUGCUGGCUUUGAAGCCCAGCUUUUGCCUGCGCAAGUGAUCACGUCUUUGAACUAUCCUUGUGUCCGUCUUUUCUUGCAAUUAUCCAUUGAAAGGAGAUCCUUUUAGCCUUUCUAUAAGAACUGGAGAUAUACAUGUACAUGCACAUGCAGUCCUUGAUGGUGAAUCUGUCUUUGAUUUCACGUCGCCUAACAUCACUUGACUUCAGAAUAUUAACAGUGAGACAGCUAGGCUGAGACAAUCACCCAGAGACUUUGUGACUUCUGAUCACACUGGGAACACUUAAUGUAGAUGGGCAUGAGUGCAGUAAUUUUUUUUUAUGUUCUCCUCUCCAUGUAAUGACCUCUUUGAACAAUUUAGUCUUAAUUACCAUAAUUUGCAAGAGCUGGGCGGGGCGCAAUAGUGUUGUAUUUUGAUCUUUGAUUGGAUCUCAAGUUAACCACACUCAGUAGCUGCGCUACAAACAUCCACAUGUGUACAUAAACACACAGAAUUUAUAGCUACUAACUAUUACUGCUGAUAGUAAGAGAACUGUAAUAAUGAUAUUAUCUAUAAGAAUAGUCAUUGUCAACACUACUACUGUUAUAAAAAUAUUCUCCCCAUAAGUAGCUGUAGAACCAAUCUCAAAGGUCCAAUCUUGCUAAUAUAUAAUAUUGUUAUUGCUUAUAUUGAGUUCCUGAAAGUGAAUGUUUAAUAACAAUCUAUUUUUUGAUUCUCAAAUAUAGUUUCAUGUGUUAUGAAAAGGAAGUGGAACAACCUUCUUGGAGUUCAUCUUUGCAAGCUUUUCAUCACGUACAUCUAACAGAAUCCGAAGCUCUGAAACAGACAUUUGAAAUAGAAAUUGUCAAAAGCCAGAGAAGGAGACCAUCACUGCCAGAGAAAGAUUCACAUUUAUCCAUUAUUGUCAAAGGGUAAGCCUGAAUUUGCGGCAUUGUUAUUGAGGUUAAAUGACCUUCGCUGACAAUGGAGGUAUUAGUACGUUAUUAUGUGUCAAUUAACCUUCUCUAGCGAAACCUCACAAAUUUCAAAGGGACAGUAAUGGUUUUUGAGUACAACAAUAGCAUUACAUGCUUAAAUUAUGACACAGAUCCUCCACCCACUGUACGUGUUGACUUAAAAUGAAAGGUCACCCGUGGCGAUAUUUUGAUAUGGUACUGUUUAUUGUUUGGUGAUACACACAGUGCAUGAAACGUGAGUUUCUUUGCCGGAUGCGUUCUUUUGGUUAAUAGAUUGAUUUCAGUUUACAAACUAAAAACGUCCUCAGCAAAGAUGGAAGUUUUAGUUUGUUCUUACUGAAGCCAGUUCAUUUAUCACUGCUGGUAUUGUACCCAUGUUUACAAAAAAAAAUUGCAUUUUAUUUGCAAGUUGAAAAUCAAGAGCACAUAAUCAAAACUAAGGUUAGUUGAUCUAAACUUGGUGAUAAUAUUGCUGGGACUUAUGGGGCAGAGAGAAUACAUAUAUUUAAGAUGUUUGAAAAGUUUCCCUUGCCUAAUGAAAAAAGGAACUGGCUUGGCAGCACUACAAGUGGCUUGUGUUGUAGUUCUGGAAGCUAGGACAUGUUGCUAUGAAAAGAGCGAUGAAAUUGGAGGAUCUGCAAGUUUAUUGUUACUUGGUACAUCUUUUGAGUUCAAGUCUUUAUGAGACAAACAAAGUAGCAAAGCAAAGAUAACCCAGCAGUAUGUUGCAACCUCAAAUACGAGUAAAGACAAGAACUGACUCUGUGCGACUUGCUGAAGUGGCUAACGAAUUUGUCAGUCGAAAUGAUGCCCCACCGAUCCAAAAUGUGCUCCGGGGUCCCUGAAAAUGAUAAUUUCUAGAAAUGUCCAUUAUUUGUUUUAUUAGCCAAUAGAUAAAAUUAUUAAAGCAAGGCAUUGUCAUUUUGCAAUCAAAGAAAAACCUAUUAAGAUGGAAAAAAGCAUUGUCAGUUCCAAUUCAUUCAGCAGCCCAGUUUCUGUUGCCCUGAGUUAUGGGAAAUCAUUAUUUUGUCAGCAAUCUCUUUUUCAGCUGAGAAUUAUGCACUAGGUGUUCGCUAAACCAACCAUAAGCUGCAGACAUUUUAGUCUGUUUGCUAAAAUAAUCAAUUUAAUUCUUGUUAUAUUCUUGUUUGUUUGUUGUUUUAGUUGUGCUCAAGCAUAACCAUUUUAAGCUCAAAUGAGAAUCACACUAAAUGAGCACUCUUUUACUAUGUUACCAUAAAAUUCCGAAAAUAUGCCCCGGGGCUUAUAUUUUUCAAAGGCCUCUUUUGAGGGGCUUAUAUUCAGAGGGCUUAUCUACGGAGGGAAACGUGCGUUUCAAAAUUGAUUUGGCUAGCCUUGUAGUUGGAAGUAAAUUUAUCGUUUUUGCUUAAUGUUUUACUUUGUUUUUGAGGGGCGAUUUAACGGAGGGUUUUUUGGGUUACCGGUUUAGGGGGUUAUAUUUGGAGGGGCUUAUAUAUGGAGGGGCUUAUUUUCAGAAUUUUACAGUAUCUCCAGUCGGGCUUUGAUCCCCAAUGAAGUUUUUAUUUUUUUUCUUAUUUUUGCUCCUGCAAUUACAAGGUACCAUUCCUCGUCAAAACAUCAAAGUGGUGACAUGCCCAUCAUCAGGGCAGGUGAUCUAGUAUUGGAGGUCAACAGAGUUGUUGUAUCACCCAACACCAUUGAUAAGGUAAGUUGAAGAAUGAAGCUCAACCUCUGCAUUAAAAAAAAAACACUUCCCAAAUUAGGCUCCAGUUGUUCAAAAAGUGGAUAGCGCUAUCCACUGGAUAAAUCGCUAUUCAGUGGAUAAGCAUCUGGGAAUUACUUGGUUUGUUUUCCACUGGAAAGUAAUUUUUGAUAUCCAAAUAUAAUAUUACACAUGUACACCCUCCCUAAACUGAAAUCUGUUGAAUUCAUAACAUCCACUAGUGCUAGAAGUAGAAGGAUCGGUCUAUCGAUGACACGAUAUGUAACACAACCAUAGCUUCAGUUAACUGGACACGACUUUCUCUGCAUGCUGUGAAUUUGAAAGCAGAAGGUGUUGAGAAGUACAGUGUUCAGAGCAGAAGGUACAAAGGGAUGAAAAAUAGUAUUGUAUUGUGAAAGUUCUCCUGUGCUAAGGUACUAUCCAAAAUAAUAGUUUUUUAAAACCUAGUUUAGGCUCUAAACUAAAAAGGUUAGAAUUAAUGACUCAAGGAUCAACUCUGUGUGGUAGAGUCUAAAAAUAUUGCUCAUAACAAGCUCUGUGUUCAUUGUAAUGCAUUAUUGUUUCAUCUAAGGUUGCUGCUAUUUUGACAUCUCGACCAGAAGAGAUUACACAAAUCACAAUAGAAAGAAAUGCCAGUGGACUCCAAGUUAAACCAAACCUGAGGACAGCCAGUGUAAGCUCCGACAGUGAACCUGAGUCUUCAUCUGACAACAAAAGCUUUCGUCAUAGGUCAGUUUCUCUGGGGUUUACACGAAGGCGUUUGCGUCGUACUGGUAAAUCAACACCAACCACGUAUCACAAUAACACCGUGCAGAAUGGUGAAACAAACGUAGAUGACAAUGGAAAUAUUAAGAAGACAAAGCCUGCUAUGAGAUCAAACUCACUUCCCCGAAGGUAGGCAAAAUAGUAUUAUACAGGUAAAAUAAAAAAUUUGAUAUUGUCAAGUCGUUCUGUCCCUUAAGGUGUAUGUUUUCUGCAGACUCUACAAUCAAGUAAGCCUUUGUAAUAUAGCUUAAGGAAGCCUAUUAAUAUAAGCUCCCUGCAGCUUCUUUAGGCUUUCUUUUCACAACAACUUAAUUUUUAAUUAAUGCCUCUUGUAACAUUUUAUUUUUAUGUAAUGUGAGUGACUGUAAAACAAAUAAAUGAAAUGAAAGGAAAGUCAUCGACACUCAUUGUGACAACAUGUUUUGCUCAGCAAAUGGCUUGUGAUGUUGCAGCCUGUUGGAUGAGUGAGUUAUCUCUUAAGUAUUGUUUCAUAUAACAAUAUAUACUUGGUCUUUGUUUGAGACAACAUAGUUGAGGUACAUUUUACCUUAAGAUGACUUAGUGAAUUUAGGUUCCCUGUUGAUUAGAGAAUCUUUGAAAAACACUUUAAAAUAAGGAUAUUAAGCAAUCAAGUCAUGAUGUUUUAAUAACUGCAUGAAGUCAGCAUCAAAUAUGAAGGAAGAGUAUUAAUUAUUUUUUAUGUUAAUGUUGUAUUGUACAAUAUACUAAAACUGGUUACUUAGUAGACACAUAAUGUUGGGGUGAACAGUGUUUAGGUGUGACAUGUGGCUGUUGAGCCUUUCAUGGGUGAAGCAGUCAAAUAUAGAUGCAUGUUGAAAAAAUAUCAACAGUUAACCAUUACAUGUAUGUUAAUCAUAAACAUGAAAUGGUUCUGUUGGGUUAUAAACAUAAACUGAGAAGAUGUAUUCCUCAUGAAAAUACAAAGGAACACGUCAUUAGUUUUUGCAUCAUUUUGUGUUUGCAUGCAUUUCUAUAUUGUUUUGGUUGAUACCAUGAUAAUAAUGUAGCUGCAACAAAAUGGAUUAUUGAAAGGUAACAUUACUGAUAUUUGGUUGUUUUGAUUUGGUUAUAUAGUAAUUCCUGCUCCGAGACCCUCAAAACACGGUCAUUGAUCCAUCGAGCACAGUCCUUCAAGGUGGAGCCUGUUACAGACAGGUAUGAAAGUCCAUUUAAAAUCCACGUACAGAACAACCUUUUUUUGAGACAUCUCUAUUCAAGGGACACCUCCAUUCGGGGGACACAAAAUUUGGUCCUGAAAUAGCCUGCAUAGUUGGUGGGAUUGUUGUGUGCGGGGUAAUUUCUUGGCGGCUUUGCCGCUAUGCCAAGUGAGUGGCAAUGCCACGAGGGAUUUUUGCAAGUGAUUUGACUAGCUCCCAAUCUUCACAUGGCUCCGCCGCCAAAAACUACAACACUCACCCCCCUAAUCCUGCCAGCUAUGCAGGCUAGUCCCAAAAAAAUGUUCACAUGGUCUUUUCAUCUGUUACCUCUGUUUUAUAAAAGGCAAACUUUUUUAUUCUAUCUCCUAUUUAGAGUGUUCAGACCAUGUGAUCUAAUCAUAGGAGAAGUGCUUGGACGAGGAUUUUUUGGACAAGUCAGAAAGGUACCGUACUAACAAUGCAUUGGGCUUGUUACCAACCCUGUUACCAACCACUUUCUUUUUCCAGUUAUUAGUUUAAGAGCCUUGCCAAACUGUUAAGCUAGGAAAUAGGUGGAAAUUAGUGACAGAAUCUAGGGAAACUUUGAGUCUUGGAUUUAUUAACCAAAUAUUUAUUUAUUUAUAUAUUUUCUAGCGUGCGUAGCUGGUGGUUUUAUUGGAGUGUGGUGAAAGAAACUUUUUGUUUUCUUUUCUCAGGUUACUCACAAAGAGACAGGAGAGGUUAUGGUUUUAAAGGAAAUUCUUCGUUAUGAUGAGGAAACCAGCUCAGGUUUCUUGAAAGAGGUAAUAAUAAACAGCAAGUUUUAAAACAGAUUGGGUUUUCUAGAUUUAAAAAUCUCCCUUAAGAAUCGUUUAUAGGAUUAAGACUAAAUUUGUAUACAUUGAAAUUUACCGGUAACACUUAAUCUUAACACUGACAUCGAAUCAUUUUUCCAGGUAGCAUUACUAAAAAGCUUGGAUCACCCUAAUGUGUUGAGAUUCAUUGGAAUAUUAUACAGAGACAAGAUACUUAACUUAAUUACUGGUAAGUCAUGGUUGUCCGAUUCUAAGACUGUUUAAAGUCACUUACUGAAAAAACUCUUGUCUACAUGUACUGAUUUACCUGAGAAUCAAGCUUGAGUUGUGGUGUAUACGGUGUACUCCUCAAUAAGCGUUAAUCGCCACAACUGAGUUGACCUGGCUGGGCUAGCUAAAGUGUUAUAUGGAAAAAAGUUGGCCCGUCUGGGUGGGUGACCCGGCUAGGUGGGUAACCUGGCUGGGUGGGUGACCCAGCUGGGUGGGUGACCUGGCUGGGUGGGCGACCCGGCCGGGUGGGUGAUCCAGCUAGGCAGGUCACCCUCCUAGCCAAGCCAAUUUUUUGUUUCUCAUGUGAACGAUUUGCUAAGUCUGAUAAGGAAUUUAGGAAAUGCUGGUUCGCCUAGGGUAGAUUUCUACCUGUGACAAGUUUUCUCCAUAUAAACGGGGCCAAAGGGUAGUAUUGAUGAUUUUAAGAUCUCAGUGAUGCAGUUGACACCCUGGGUCAGAAUUUACAAACCUUCAUUUCUUUUUUAUCUGCGUUGUGUAAUAUUAAUGAACUGUGUUCUUUCAGUAUUUUGUAACGUCUCCAGGUUAAUGAAUCUUGAAAUUUCUUUCUGUGCAGAGUAUAUCUCAGGAGGGACGCUGCGGCAAAUCUUGAAGAAUAAGGUGAGAUAACAGAUAAGAGCAAGAUAAACAAACUUUUCACGGGGAAAAACACAAAACUCCUACGAAACCGAGAGUACAAAAAACUGGGAUUCUACGCUUUCGCAAGACAAGCAAAAUGAGCUCAAAUUUCAUUUUAUUUUUGUUGUAUUGUUUGUGCAGGGUAAAGAGUUAUCUUGGUUACAGAGAAUAAAGUUUGCAAAAGACAUUGCAGCUGGAAUGGUGAGGAGAUAUAGUUUGCAUUUUAAUCCUCCUUUCAUUCUUAGGCCCAGUUCAGACGUCGUGCUUCUGCCGUGCCGAACUUAAUUCAGGAAUUAAGUUCGACAAAAGCACGGCAGAAGCACGGCGUCUGAAUCAAACUUUUGAAUUAAGUUCGGCUAGCAAUUAAGUUCGACAAGCGCUGCCGUGCUACACGGCUCUGGCACGGCAGCGAUUCAAACGUCGUGCUUAUGCCGCGCUAAACAAAAUUCAUAAAUUUGGCGAGAUUGCGUUUCCACGGGGAGUUGGGAGAAGAACUGUUACCAGGCAUCAUUAAAUCCUGAAUCUGGUUCGACUCUGGCACGACGUCUGAAUCAAAGUUGUUUUCCUGCCGUGCUACAGUCGAACCAAAUUACAAUUAAGUUCGGCACGGCAGAGAAUGGACGUCUGAACUGGGCCUAAGGCUGUGUUCACACUAUAUCAGAUAGUUUUUGCACCGUUACAGAAACCAUACCGGAUAGAGCUUCUGUUCACACAUAGAGCAAUUUUCAAUUGAGUGUUGAAAGUAAUCCAGGAUUGAAUUGGUUUUGCUUUACUGUGCUGUUUGAUUGGUCAAGAAAACUCGCGCCGCCCUCUCAGCCAAUCAGAUGUAAACUAAAACCAAUCGCUCCUUCGUCACUCGCGUUUUCCCGCGCUACAGGCCGGUUACACGCGUUUACUUCGAGUUGCCAUUGGCUCCCUCUGAUAAUUUCCUUUACUCUGAUUGGCCGUUGUGAUUACUUUGGUUUUGGUUUUCGACACUCAAUUGAAAAGCGCUCUAAGAACAGUGAUUUCGGCUCGGUUUCUAUAACGGAGCGAAGCUACACCGCGUCGAUCGUAAAUAUUGGAUAGGUUCUGUGCCACUUUUUGUCGUAGUGUGAACACCUUACAGGUAUUCGGAUCGUAUCGGAAGUAAACGAGUAGAAGCGCGAGGAGUGGAGCCCUAAUACUUUAAUUAUCCUCUCCCCUUAUGGGGCUUUUUAGGGAUAAUGAAACAAAUAAUGUAAAUGGAAUAUAACAUGGUUCAAAAUCCCAAAUAAUAAAAGGCGAAGCAGUUGCUUAAGCGUGGCUGAGGAUUUGAACUCGGGGCUACCAAGAACAAAUCCAGUUAGAGGUCAGGGCGGGACUUGAAUUCGGGGCCUCCGAAUUACAAGUCCAGCACUCUAACCACUCAGCCAUACUGCCUCCCUCUCCGAUGCAUUAGGGAGCUUAAGCAACUACGACGACUAUGACUACUAAAACGUCACUUAUAAAGUGACUUCGCGCUGCCUCAAACUUAAUCGCUCUUAUUCCAUUUCGUUUAAUUCGUCAAAUGUUGGCAAAUUUAUUUGGAGCUGAAUUCUAAAGGAUUGUAUCAAAGUUCAGGAAAAGAAAAAGAAAGUCGUUGUCCCGUGUUCCCGUCCUCGACAAAACAUGAAAUUAGGCACUUUCACGUCAUAGUCUAGACUUUCUCAAAGUCCCUCGCUUCUCAUUUCUGGGUGCGGUAGUUGGCCUCACUCUCGUUCGCUUCUGCCGCAGAAAACAUAAAAAGUCUACCGCGCGCGCUUCGCGCUCGUGAAAAAAUUUGAACUCGACUUGUAGGCAAGUCUAGUCGUAGUCGUGCAACGACGGCUAAGUUGCCGUCCAUACUGUCCCGGAUAGCUUAGUCAUGUCGGCAUGAAAAGCCUGACUUCAAAUAUUGUUACCCGUUUUUCUUUGUUCAAGUAAGAUUUAAUUUUUCGUCAUAGGUUUAAAUAACAAUUUUUUAAGCAAUCAUUGCUAUGAUUUUUCCAGGCUUACCUCCACUCAAUGAAUGUAAUGCACAGAGAUCUUAACUCUAAGAACUGCCUGCUUGCAACAGACAAGGUAACAAGCCUUAUCAGUUUGUACUUUUUUUCAAUCUUAAUUCCAAGGGUCCUUUUUAGUCCAUAAAACUUCUUCGUUUACUCUUCAUGUAGGAUUCAGGAGAAAUGUCGGUUGUCGUGGCAGAUUUUGGUUUGGCUCGUGUGGUAAGGGACAGUCCAGGCUCGCCUAACAACCUCAUUUCAUCAACAUUACCACCUUCAGUUGGACGCAGGUUACUUCCGGUUCCAGGAAAUAAACCGCCUCCACCGAAAAAGAGGUAACUGCUGCAAUUCGCAAAUGUCUGAUUAGAUGAUCAGUAAAAAAAUGGAAAAAUCAGAAGUUGGGGAAAGAAUUACCGAUUUUCCUUUCGCUUGGUAAAAUAAAAUUCUGGCGGGAAGGGCGAAACGAAAAGAGAAACAGAAAUAAAAUGGAGCGAUUAAGUGGAAACAAUUUGUCAACGACUAUAGCGAAACUGUUGAUCGUUGUGACGACGACCAUUUUGUUCUUCUUUAAAGCUUGUGGAUGAUCUUUUUUUUUGGCGAGCAUAACGAUAAUCUGCAAACCAGGCUUUCAAACAAAAAAAUGGUUGGACAACUUUCAAUGAUACUGGCCGUGAAAUCAAAGUUAGCUGAGCUUGGUCAUAGCGAUUGUUUUACCAUUUGUUGGCGUCUACUUAACGGUGAUGUGUGUUCCUCAUACCCAGGUCUCCAGGAAGGGGGAUGGGGUGGUGGGGGGUGGGGGGGUCGCUUACUAGAGUGUCAAUUAAUUUUGAUCUUCUCAAGAAGAUAAGUCAUCCAUGAGUAUGUCACGAAAGGCCCUCUCAGAGAGCGUUUAUGGUAGCUCAUAUGCAGUUUAAGGGAGCUUCUUAGGGAUGAUUUUGUCUGUGCUUUAAGUUCUAAGGAAGCCUAUUGGGCUAAUACUAAUUGAGUAAUGAAAUAUUUUGACAGAUAUACAGUUGUUGGAAACCCGUAUUGGAUGGCUCCAGAGAUGUUGAGGGGUAUGGUUAUUUAUAUCCGUUGGUCUAUGUGUAUUAGUUCUAUUCAGAUUUCGUCUUUGAUAAUUAAGUGCCGAGUGGUUACUCGAGUGCUUGGCGUACCGUACUCAACAGUUGUGUUUUUACUAUUUUUGCUGCAUGGAACAUCCAACCCUGACUUAUUUUACGCACAGCAGUAGAUCCCCUAUGGAAUUCUGCGAGACAGUUAAAACGCAAAAUCCAGAAUGUCCUCGCUAAUUGUCUUUUGAUUGUUUAUUCUUUGAAAUUUAGGAUUGACCUAUAACGAGAAAGUCGACGUGUUCUCGUUUGGAAUUACAAUGUGCGAGGUAAAGUUUUCAUUCUUUUCUUAGGUACAUAUAUUUUUUUGGUGUACAGUUAACAAGUUGAACAUUGUGACAGUGUUUCUGUUCUUGUUAAUCCUUUAAGCCCCCCAAUGUCCACAUACAAAUUCUCCAAACUAGUCUCCAUACAGUUCCAUACAGAAAAGUUAGAGAGAAGUUGAUCAAAGAUCAAAGCCUUUUUCUUUUGGGAUCGUUUUAUCAGUUCUCCUAACCUUUUCUCUUGAUUUUGUUGUUAUAUUGUUACGAGAAAAUUGAUGUUCGGCACCUUUGAGACCUAAAAGGCUGGUUAUUUAAACGAAGUGCAACUUAAGCCGCUGUUUAACAAAUCUUUGAACCCCCAGAUCUCUUCCUUAGUGGGUUAUUUUAAGAAGAUAAAUGCUUUUCUAGUCUGCUCUAUAAUAAUUUCAUAAAGCUGUCGACAAUAAAAGGUGUUUAGAUUAAAACUUUGGGCAAAUUGAAAAUGGCUUAGAACGCGGUUUUGUUAAACACUGACUAAACCACGUUUAAAUAACUGGCCCAAAGGGUUUAGUGUAAACAGUGUUACAUGUCUCCUCCACCCUAGUCUCCUUCGCAGCCGUUAUUAGGGUCGUCACUCGUCACGCAACGCUCCUCGGAGCGUUGCGUGACGAGUGACGACCCUAAUAACGGCUGCAAAGGAGACUACCUCCACCCUGAUCGGGAUUUUAAGCUACCAGGGAGCUUAAGCAUUCACGAAGACGACAACGAUGACAACAAGAACAUAAAACAAUUUUUUUGAGUAAAGCAACAGCUCUGAACGUGCAUCACUCUUUCUGGUAAAUUUCUUCAACGUCCACUGCACGACUGCAACGUGAAACUUUUUAAUGCGAAGCGUUGAACACACAACGGCGAAUUUCUCUUUCUCUUUUUAUACUUGGAUACAGAGCUUAAAAAUUCGACUCCUGGAAAAUUCGCCUACAUGUUACAAAGUGAGUGAGCCUAAAAAGACCUUGCUUGGCGCGAGGACGUUUUCACUGCCGUUGUCGAUGUAAUACCACUGUAAUAACACCUAGUUGUCUCUUCCAGAUUAUCGGACGCGUAAAGGCUGAUCCGGACUACAUGCCUCGUACGAAGGUAGGUCUGGUCUUUUGAUUUGUAAACAUGCAGAGCGCACCAAGGUACCGCUGUAUGAACAAACGCAAACGCAGGUUGUUUUCUGUUUUUUCGAGAAUUAGAGUUCCAGAAAAAACUUUUCGUCGUUACCCGAGAUCAGGCUCUAAUUCGGACCCCACUUAAACAAGACAUUCCAUAUGAAAAGUUUAUUUGAAAAAUUCAUCUGAUGAGCUGUAUCCUUAAAACAUGAGUUAGCGGUGUAUUUGCAAAAUACUAACAUAGGGACGAGACUAGGAUGUGUUCUGCAGAUGCGAAAAGUCACUAAAGAACAUUCUUUAAAAAUUGCUUAAAAAAAUAUGUCAAAACGUUUUCCUCAAGUAAGGCAGUGGAACGAAGUACAAGAAAAAAGUUGAAGGUCUGAAUAUCUAAGCGAAAUGAAUAACAUAUGACCGAAAAAGAAAUUGAGGCAAACUAAUCAUAGGGUACGAUGUAAUAACGACUUGAUGCAGCUCGCAUUGUGACUUCAACAUUUAACACUUGAUAGACGUUCACUUUCAAUUGUUGUUACUGUAACAUAAUGUUUUCUCAUUUCUCUUCUGUUGUCAGGAUUUCGGAUUGGAUGAGAAAACGUUCUACCAAGAGUUUUGUGAGAGCUGUCCGGUGCUGUUUUACAAGAUAGCUUUUCUCUGUUGUAACGUGGACCCCGAUAAAAGGUAACGCCUUGUCCGCUUUGUCUUAAUUGCAGUUCGUUUGUUUAGACUAACAGUAUUUUGCAAAACGAAAUGUUGGUUUUUUCCUUUAAAUUUGACUUUGAGCCUCCUCGCUAUGAGGAGGUUAACUGAGACUUCACUGAGCUGAUAAUUCUUUCUGUUUAUCAAACAGACCAGAGUUUUGGGAGACGGAGAAAUGGCUGGAAUCGCUCGCACUUCACCUGGAAGUUGGUCUACCACUGCCGUCGGGAAUGCAAUUCACGUUAUUACCCUCGACACUCAUGAGAAAGAUCAGUGAAUCAAGUGAUUGCAAUGAGGAGACGGACGUAUAAGGAUGCAUGAGCUGUGGCAGUCAUGUUGGAAUAUGCCAUGUUGAUCGGUCCGACUUUUGCACGAAUCCGUUCGCGCACUACUAAGCCGGAAUGCCGAAUAGUGUCUGAAGUAGACCGCAUCGGUAAACCCGCCUUGACCUAACGGGUCCUAGCUCACAGGAGAACCCCUGAAUCUCCAUUAAAUCUGACACCGACUUAGCUGGCAGAAGACGGCACAACGGCUAACUUUACAAUAUGGGAGUCUGGGUACUAGGCAAAACAGCUCCUUGUUUCCGGGCUGCCCAGCGUUUUGGCCGUGAUAGGAGUUGCCCAAAAAAGAAUUCAGCACCACUCUGGUAAUAUUCUUGAAAUUAUAAACGCCGAAGCUGGGGAUUUAUUUUCGCUGCUGGGGUCAGCUUGGAAUAGAGAAUCACUGUACAGAAAUGCACGAAAACGCACAAUUAGAGUCUCUACACACAAAGACUUGAUAACUGUUUUAUUUUUUUUACCCAUGAGAUUGAAAUUAAUGCGAAUAACCCCUACUAUAAAGUGAGUAAUAUGGUUAGAAUAGAGACUGCUUCUCAUCUUCUCUCUACACGCUAUCUCAAUCAACGAUGUUAAUAUAUUUAAUAUCAUUCAAACACUUGCCCUCUGCAAACACACCGUAAUAAACCUUCUUGAGUGACAUGCAAUAAGCCUUUUUCAAUAUGUGUUUUAAAAAGAUGACUUUCCUCUUGUGGCUUGUGAUGAAUUGAGCGUUUCAGGCCUUUGGUCUUAGACGCAAAAGGCUCUCUUUUUGAUGGCACCUUAAAUUGUUACCGCAGAACACGUAACACGGCGAAACGAGCAAUCAACGUAAGGGGAUAAAUCGCAUCUAAACUGCGGUCAAAAAGUAAUUUGGACGUCUUAUGGUCGAAUUUAGAUGCACCUUCAAUAACCAUUUGGAUGCAAGUUGAUUUACCUAUAACUUUGUCCCUACUACUGCUAUUACAAAUGAAGUCGGGCAAGAAAAGGAAUCUUCUGCGGUUUUCAGUACUGGCCCUACCACUAGGCUCGGAGUAUAUUAGGGCCAGUCAAAGCAAAAGCCGAUUGCUCAAGGGCCAAUGUCAGAAACAAGUCUAUUCGAGCGAAACAGAAAAAAGAGGCGAAUCAAUUGUUCGAAGUAUUGAAGUCUAGACAACUGUGAAACGUCACCAGUUAAUUGUCAAAGCGGGACUUGCACACCGCACUCGUCAUGGGUGGAUUACAAGUGCGCUAUGCUAACUCGUUCCCAUUCCCCUCUACCCCUUUCCCUUUCCUUUUGCACCGCUGUCAGAGUGAUAUGAGCGUCCUCAUUCCCAAAACCCUAGUGAUAUGGGCAUCCCUAACCCUAACCCUAACCCAAAUCGCAAAGGUAAUAUGAGAAGGGGAUGCCCAUAUCACUAGGGUUUUGGGAAUGGGGAUAUUCAUAUCACUGUGACACAGCCCUGCAGGCCACUUAAAACUUGCCCAUUCUAUCUGGUCAUACUAUACCUCCCCAGUUCCAAGAAACUUAUCAGUGAUUUCCUUCUCUUUGUGUUUAUUACAUUUUCCGUUGGAACGUGAUGAAAUAAGUCGUGAACAACUCCCAUAUUUUCACAUUAGGGCCAUUUAUACGAGGAAAAAUAAGACGCAAACUGUACCAUUUAUACGAGCAUGUCUUAUCUAAUAAGACGUGUCUUAGCUAAGCCGCGUCUUAUUUGAGACGAAAUGUGCCGUUUGUACGGAAAAUUCGCGUCUUAUUUUAGACGCAUCUUAUGUAAGACGCGUCUUAUUUUUCCUCGUAUAAAUGGCCCUAUUGAUUUAAUGCUGGAGGCAAAACGUUGCGUGCAGGGAUUAUGAUAGAGAGAUUUAGAUUCACGUUCACGGCUAACGGUAAUCGUUAGAUUCAGGUUGGCCACUUCUCAAAUUAGAAAAUGAUCACAUAAAAACUGUCAAAAAUAAUUAUUAUGGAUGAAACCAGCAUGAAACUUUUACUUGAACACAAUAAACAUCAAACGAAAAAAAAGGGAAACUUGGCCACAUGGUACAAAUUGACGUUUGCCGUUUUCUGUAAAGAUGAUUCUAAAUUAAUCUCUUAUUAGUUAGUUUUUCUGUAAAGGGUCUUUAAAAGUUAUUUUUACUUUGAUUAAUUUUUACCAUAAUUCAUGUGUCAGUUCGUCACGCUUGUGCACGCUAUUAAAUUGACACUUUCAAUUGACAAUUGACACUUUCCCCGUGGCGGGAGGCCCGUCAUGUUCAGUUUUUGGAACGGAUUUUUCGAGCUUGAAGAAACAGGUGAGCUGUAAAUAAUUCUCUGAAAUUUGUUCUUGAUAUUAUAAACUUAAACGGCCAAAAACUCUUCAAGCAGCUCAAGUAUGAAUUUACAGCACAGUUGUUACACCCUUUCCUCUUUUGCUUGCUGAAUGUAGCAAACAGUAGACAAGCAGAUUAUUAAAAAAUAAUUAAAUUCCUGAGAAAUGUUUUAUCACGCCGGUAGUUUCUACCUUUUCAGUACGGAAAGGAGAAAGAGUUUUGUGAAAAAAGAGUUUUGCGACUUCUCUCAAGCAUUGUGAUUGGCCCAUCCCCAUUGCUCUUGCCAAAAGCUUCCAUCCAGAUGUUUAAGAAAUGCUGUCGAUCUAUAUUCUUGAAAUUAUGUGACAAAAUAUUUCGUGACGAAAUGUAGAAAAGUCUCCCAUAUCGUACAAUAUUAUUUCGACCUUAUGAGAUUGAAAAAGCGCAUGAAGUUUUUCAGCUUCUUAUUAAAGAGAUUACCGGCACCUGCUUUCUUUUGACGGCUAUUAAUAAACAAUACUAACAAUAUCAUUAACGGUUCUCCUAACUGACUGUGUUUAAAACUCUUAGCUUGUUUUGUUUUCUAACGCUUGAGUAAACACGACGCUUUUAGAAACUGGUCGGAAACUUCCAGAUUUCAUUAAAAUUGAAUGAAGAGUGAAAAAUGUAUAGCAAGUUGAAAACAUAACCGACUUACUUCAACAAGGAUAGUCUCGUACGGCGCGUUUUAAUUGUUUGAAUGAAAACGAAAGGUAAUGGGCGCGAGAGUGGUAAUUUUUUGGCCCUGACGACGACCAGAUUCUGGUGAAGAUGAAAAGAUGCUGUCCGUAAAUAAAGGUAAGAAAUCGCUAAGCAAGCUACGUCUUGACAAAUAAGACUUUCCUUCAUUGGCCAACGAUCAAUGAACAUCACCCACCCGUGUACUUUAGUUAGAUAAAAAGAUUUGAUUAGAGAGAACGUUUCUUCGUAUAAACCAACACUGUAGUUGCCGUCGAAGACCAGACCAAAUCCCACACUUGAAGCCAUUUUGUGGGCGGCAAGGAAUUAUUCACCACUAGAGAACAAGAAAGACAAAUCCACAGGUGUUCGUUCGCGUGAAGUGUUUACUGUAGCUAUUUUAUGAUUGAUGAGACGCCGCGUUUGUCGCUUGUUCGCACCACAACUGAUAACAGUUGCCGGAACGGUUGUCUGCAAUAUGGUUGGUUAGUAGUUACUGCCACUAACCAUCAUUUUGCCCUAAGUAAGCGAGUAACAAGUUGUUGUUAACGUUGGUUUAGGGGAGGGGUAGGUGGGCAUUUCCAAGGACCUUACACUCUUUGGCUGGAUCCAAGCAAACACCUGUAUAUCUAAUGCUUCAAUCCCAUCAAUAAAACUUCUACUCUAUCAUUCUGUAAAGACAAAAUGUUUGAAACCAAUACCCGUUUUCGAACUUGAACCAGCUUAUCGAGCUCCUAAAGCAUACACAAACUUUAAAGAUGAAGGUCGCCUGUGAAGUAAGCGCAGUGGCAAGAAAACUUUGACCACCAUCCAACGAAAGGCACCUCUGAAGGCAGACACUUUUAAGACAGUCCCUUCAAUUCGUUGUACUCUUCUUGAGCCUGCUUGGUAGAUGGUCGGAAUUUGAAUACGAGGGCACGUGAAUGUGAAGGAAAGGAGUCCGCCCUCCCAUUUCGCGCGCCCUUCUCUCAAGCGCCAUAUUUCCGUUUUCCGUUUCGAACGCCUGCCUUUCACACAGUGCAUGAAUUAAGUGAAUUAUUCUUGGUGCAACCGAUUUAACAAGCAUUUGUGGCGGGAGGUAAUUGUUAUCAGCGAGACGAGUUUAUGGUUGUGUUGAAUGUCUUCAGUUGAUACUCGUGUUUGUUUGUUUGCUUUUCACUACACGUUAGAUAUCUUGGGCUUGCAAUACUGAAUAACAUGGAGGCGAAAGAUAUUGUAAAAUGGUCAAUCAUGGGAUUUCUGACUCUUUAUUUACUCACCGGACUAUCGUUGAUCAUCUUUGCUGUUACAGUACCCACGCCAUUUGGAGACUACCUCACAAUGAAAGGAGCUGCCUUUCCAAUCAGCUACGUAAUAAGAAUCAUUUUCUUACUCCUUAUCCUGGUUAUAACAGCACUAUGCUUCUAUGCUGUGGCGAAGGAAAACAAUCAACUUUUAACAGUGUUCGCGGUUUUGCUGAUAAUACUAUUCCUGGUUGAAUUUAUAAUAGCAAUUAUUUAUUUCACCUUGACAAGUGAGAUUAAUUUAAAUGAAGACAAAUUUAGCAAUGGAAUGCAGAUGAUGGCGGCUUAUGGAAUGGACAAGAAAAUCACAGAAGCCUUCGAUCGAAUCCAGCGGACUUAUGCGUGCUGUGGACUAACUGAUUAUCGUGAUUGGUUCACUUCAAAAUGGGACGCAGCACAGGUUUGUUGCCUAGUCUAUUCGUCAACCUCGUUCCCAGGAACGAGGUUUCUGUUUUUUGUGUUGCUGUGUGCUUUUAAAAUAAACGAAGGAGUCAGUUAAUUCAAAAAAGCAAAACAACUGUGCUGUUGAGUCGGUGGGGUAUAGCCUGUGUACAGACGUCCCCUCCCCUCUCUCAGAUUUUCCUUGGGGGCGGGGGGGGGGGCGUUUGUUGACAGGCUAGUUAAUCUUUUUACGAGGGUAAAUGAUGACUUAAUUCACUCAGUUGGUAAGACACCUUUUUGUACCUAAAAAACGGUUGCAGUCCAGAAUGAGUACUGUCAAAAUUUAGUGGUUUGGUUGUUCGGCCCCGGUUUACGGACACCCGCUUAAUAAGGACUCCUUUGUCCCUGAGAUAAGAAAGCCCUUACAUAAUCUCUAAAUAGACCUUGUCACGGUUUUAUACGCCAUCUUGACGAGUAGGCAAACGUGUGAGAAAUAACAGUGUUUGUAUGCGAAUCUAAUGUCGAAUAAUUUCCGUAAAACAGCUGUUCUGAAAAAAAUAUCAUUUGUAAACUAAAGCUACAAAGCAAAGGGUUGUCCUAAAAAAUUUUGGAGGCGUACCUGUGCUUAAAUUUAUCCAGAGGCUUGCUUUAGAUUUUCCAUAUGUUUGUAAUUUUUCCGGGACUUUCCCAGAGACAAAUAUAUAGGAAAUUUAAAAAGUGGUGCUAGGUCUCCUAGUGCAUGCCCACAGUAAAAUCCUUAGGAGUAAAGCUUUAGUUUACAAAUCGUAUUUUUUUUUUCAGAACAGCUGUUCUACGGAAAUUUCUCAUACAAAUACUGUAAUUUCUCACGCGUUUGCCUACUCGUCAAGAUGGCGUCGAAAACCGUGACAAGGUCUAUUCAACCCGCUUAAUACGGACACUUUCUAUGGCCCCUUCAAUGUCUGUAUUAACGGGGUUUUACUGUAUUGAAAACGAAAUACAGUCAAACCCCGUUAAUACAGACAUUGAGGGGCCGUAGAAAGUGUCCGUAUUAAUGGGGUGUGUAGCCUCCCCGCAGACGUCCGUUGGGGGUCGGUUGUUGUCACGCAUUCAUUUCUCCCCCACGGACGUGGUCCGUGGGGGAGAAAUGAAUGCGUGACAACAACCGAACCCCAACGGACGUCUGCGGGGAGGCUAUGGGGUGUGCGCAUUAAGCGGGUUUAAUUUGGAGAAAAUGUAAGAGCUUUCUUUCCCAAAAUGACAAACAUGCAACUAGGAAAGGGUGAUUUCCUAAUGAUUUACGCAUCGCUGUUAGCUCUUUUAAAUCAAACGGCCAGCGAAAUUUAGUUGUCUGUGAGUACUUCUUAUAGGUUAGACUGGCAGAAAGGUUUACUUCCGUCUUUUGAAUUGUGAUAAAAACUUUUCACUCACCCAUGAUCUUUAAUUCAUUUUUUCAGGGCGUGGACAAUCGAGUUCCGACAUCGUGCUGUAAAUUUCCGUCACCAAAUUGCGGUCACGAUAUGAACACUAAAAACCCUAUUGACGUCAUAAACAUUCUAGGAUGCAGAAACCUUGCCGGUCUUAAUUAUUCAUAUGACAAUAGAAUGAAGGUUGUAGGGGGAGUAGGUCUUGCAAUCGGUUUUCUUCAUCUGUUCGCUUUAUUAUGUUGCAUCGUAUUUUGUUUCUGUUUCAACACCGUGAGGGGACUAAGUCCAGUAGAUGCCAUCAAAGGGGGGUCGCCCUUGGACAAGCCAAGCUCGGGGAGGCGUGGCUCCUCAGCACUAACCACUCCUAGGCCUAGUCGGCGACAUGCUCUGCAUGCUUCCAAGGAGAAACUACAUGAAGAUGAUGAAGAUGAUGACAUCCCUCCACACGCCUAUAAGGAUCUACGAGACAAAUCAAAAACGUGAAACAUUGGACAGUAGAAUCAUUUAUCAUGUCUAGUGAGAUCAAAGUGCCCUUGCGUUUAACUUAGUUAGGAGUCCAGUAAUGGACUCCUG